This is a messenger RNA of Parasteatoda tepidariorum (common house spider), 2457 nucleotides long. RefSeq names its product minichromosome maintenance 10 homolog (gene Mcm10). Gene Ontology annotation, biological process: DNA replication; DNA replication initiation. Lineage: Eukaryota; Metazoa; Arthropoda; Arachnida; Araneae; Theridiidae. The record is from RefSeq and is a predicted model, not a curated record. Gene Ontology annotation, cellular component: nucleus; nuclear replication fork. Gene Ontology annotation, molecular function: DNA replication origin binding; single-stranded DNA binding.
AAAAAAUAAAUUUUAAUAAAAUAAAAUAAAACAUAUUUGAAUUUUUAAAAGUGGAGUGUUAAUGACUAAAAUUAGCAUUUCACAAAUAAUGCGAAAUCGGUAUCUGGAAACUUUGAAAGGCGCAUUUUCUGAUUACCUUUCUUCACUAUUUUUAAUUUUCAUACAAAUAUCUUUUUCUUAAUAAUUAUAUUAAUCGCUUUCAUAUCAUAAAUAUUUUGAUUGUCAUUGCCUUGCCAAAAAUGGACGAUUUCGAAGACUUAGAUUUGGAUUCACUGAUGGAGCUAUUAGAUGAUGAUACUUCGGUACCUUCAGAAAAACAACCAUUUAAAGAGGGUAAAAGUUUAGAAGUUGAAAGUAAAGAAGUACCUACAGUAAAAAGUGUUAGUAGAGUAUUGAAAGAUGUACCAUUAGAAUUUCCUUCAGAAGCAACAAAUUCAGUUUAUAUCUCAACUAAAUCUAAGAUAGAUAGCUUAGGUAAUGACAGUAUGGAUGAUGAAAGUGAAGCAUAUCUCUCAAAAGAAGGCAAAGAACUGCAAAGUAUAAUUUCUGAAGCUUCUAAAAAUUCAGGCAAAAGUUUUUUUGCAUCUGCCAAUCAGAAAAGAUCUUUGACUUGGAAAGAUUCUGCCAAAAUGAACAAAAAUAAUUCCAAAAGUGCAGAAAAAUGUUACACUGACAGUUAUUCUGGCAUACGUAUUGUAGAUCCAUUGAUUUCCUUUGAUAUGAUGCAGAAACGAAUGGAAGGUCGAAGGUUGAUUAAAAUGUCUUUCAUUAAAAAUUUCAUCAAAGGAGGUGAUAUUGAAGGAGACUGGGUUACUGUCGGAAUUCUUAUUAGUAAAUUGCCCCCCAAAACGUCUAAAAGUGGAAAGAAUUUUUCAAUUUGGAAAAUGAGUGAUCUUCAUGAUUGUGAAAAAGUAGUUACUAUGUUUUUGUUUGGAGCUGCUCAUGCAGAACAUUGGAAAAUGACAGUUGGUACAGUUAUUGGCUUUCUUAAUCCAUCUCUUAUGCCUGAUAAUAAAGAUAAAAAUGGGAACAUGACUCUUUCGAUUGAUCAUGCUGGAAAAUUGAUGCAAAUGGGCAAAUCUAAAGAUUUUGGCCAUUGUAAAGGCAGAAGAAAGGAUGGAACCACAUGUACAGUCCCUGUAAAUGUAUCUCAAUGUGAAUACUGUGUCUUUCAUGUAAAAAGAGAGUAUCAGAAGUUCAGUGCCAAACGAAGCGAACUGCAAGCUUCAUAUUCUGGAAGAGAGCCAAGCCUUAAAAAUAAAAUUUUGAAGAAACAAAAUAUUAUCUAUGGUGGACAGAUGUUUACUCCAGCUGAAAAAAGUAAGAGGACCACUAAGCAAAUAUCUUCAAAAGACAAACUUACUCUUAUGAAUCUUGGUUUAAAGAGAAAAGCAGAGGUAAUUGAGUCAGAAGGAAAAAAUAAAGGAAUAAAAAAGUUAACUGAACUUUAUGGUCCCGAAAUCUUGUCAACUGCAGAAAAAAAUUCAGAAUUCAUAAACAAUCAAUUAGCAUUACCAACAGUAGGAUCAAGAAAUCUACUACAGCAUAUCAUCAAAGAAAAGGCCAAAAAAGAAGGAGAAAAUGUUAAAGAAGUAACAACUAAGGAUUUGUUAAAAAUGAGAGAUAGUUAUAAAAAUAUUCGAAGCCCCAAUCAAAGACAAAAUGAUAGUAUGAUUAUGAAAAAUCUUGUUCCGGAACUUGGAAGAGGAUUACAACCUGGGCAGUCUGUUAGUUUAGAUUUUUCCUUAUCAAAGAGACCUAAGUUUUGUUCUGUACAAGAUCUUGCAAAGUUGAAAGCUAUCCAAAAAAUUCAAGACAAAGGACCAAUAAAGCGUCAAGAUCCAAAUUCUGUAAAAACUUCAGCUGAUAUCUCAAUGAAGGUCCAAGCUGCCUUAAAUAAAAGCAUUGAUGAACACAAUGAUUAUGUUGGGGAUGAUGAAGAAAUUGAUAUACCAAAGAGCCAACUUGGUGAAAUUGACAUAAAUUCUGAAAAAAUAAAAGCAAUAUUGAAUCGAAAAUCUAGUCAUGCAUAUGAAGUAGAAGUGGCAGAAAUUGAGAAACAAGAAAGUUACUUUAGUGCUUUAGAAAAAAAGGAGCAAAUGGAGGAAAAAAUGGCAUCAACUACAGAAGUUGUUUGUGAUGUUGUCUCAUGUAAACAAUGCAAAUAUACAGCUCAUCAUGCUACAGAUAGGUGCAAAGAUCGAAGACAUCCUUUGAAACGCCACAAAGCGAUUAAAAGAUUUUUUGUUUGUAAGGACUGCAAAAAUAGAAGUUGUUGCUUCACAAAAUUACCUAAACGACCAUGCCGGAAUUGUGGUGGAUCCAACUAUGAGCGUACUAGCAUGAUAAAAUUACGAGCUGGGCCCAAAUUGGAUUCUGAAACAUUGAAGAUUCGUGGAGAUGAAAUAAAAUUUUUAAAUUGAUUCCUAAAGCUUUUUAUAAAAGUAUUUUAUUGGC